AUGUCUUCUAAAAAGGUCUCUGACGAAUCUGCCCCAGCCCAAGAACACCAAAUAGGAGCAAUAACUGGUCUUUUCUUUACCAUGAACUUAAUCGUAGGCGCAGGUCUACUUGGCCUGCCCUAUGCUUUUCGCAUGAGCGGCUGGGCGAUUUCAGGCAUUUAUACAAUCUUUUGUUGCGUUUUAGGUUAUGUUUGGGCCUGCCAACUAAUCGAAGUAAUGAGUAGAUGUGAAGCCCUUCUACAGCUUGAAGAACAAGGUCUCGCAGUCCAAAGACCUUCAUUUAAAGAGCUUCUCUUUGGGAGAAAUAAAACAAAGCUCCAUGAUCCUCUAAUAGGAAGAGAUUGUCAGCCUGACAUAACUCACAGAAGAAUCGAUAUGUGUGAGAUGAUCAAUGUCCUAUUUGGCAAAACCUGGAAAAAAAUCUACUUAAGCGGCAUGAUCUUAGACACUAUUUUAAGCCUCGCCAGCUAUUCAAUUGUUUUUUCUAGCUCACUUGCCUCAAAUUUAGAAAUUGGGUUUUUAGAUACUUGUGAUAUCUAUCAAUCUGAAGGAUUUUUUAGUGAUUGCCGGAAAACGUAUUGGUUUUUCUUGGCAAUUUUUACGGGAGUUUCUGUUUAUUUGACAUUGAUUGAAAUGCAUGAGCAAAAAGUGAUACAAAAUGUGAUCACUGGCGCUUCAUUAUUUAAUAUUUUAAUUGUGCUGACGCUAUCAAUAGCCAGUUUGGCUACAAAUACAGCUAUUGAUAGUGAUGACUCUAUUGAUCCAGGCUCUUAUAAAGCAGCUGACAUUUAUAAUAUUGGGAUCAGCUUGCUAUAAAUUAAAAUGUGAGCCAGCCUGCUCUCUUAACAACUGUAGCUGGUAGGCUCAUUGGGAAAGCUGGGAUUUUGAGGAAAGGAGGAUAGCAUUCGGAAAUGCAUAUCCGGCCAGAUUUUAUUUGGUGGAGCACAAUGUAGGGUUUGGCCGACUGAAUACUAGCAAGGUUUUGCUUGUGGGGAAAUCGUUCACUGGAGUUGGAAAGGAAAAGAUCAGCAAAGCCGAGGUAGUCACUGGGCAAUCGGACAAAAAUCAGGUGUUGCGUUUGGGAUCCAAGUUUUAUUUUGUUAAAUAGCCUGACUAGAUUUUUUUCAAAUUUUCUGGAAGGCGAAUCCAGUUGGUAUGGUAAGUGUCUCUGACCGAGGAAGUGAGUUCAAGCUUUCAUCUGCGAGUAACAACACAAUGAAAGGCCGUAUGCAGACAGUCAAGCAAGCAGUGGAGUUCUAUGCAUAAUCCGAAUAGUGGCCUGCGAGCCUGCAGGAGACUUUUCUAUAAUUAAUUUAAGUUUAAAAGGUCAGCUUGCCAAUUAUUUUAUUUGCAUCAAUUUAUCAGACCUCACUGCCAAGCAUUAUAGAAUUUGUAGGAGAAAAAACGACCAGCAUUAAAAAAAUUUUGACAUAUGCACUGUUUGCGUCCUUAUUUAUAUACUUAUCAAUGGGACUGAUCGUUCCAGCAGCGGUUUCAGGCGUAUAUGGGCAAUAUAAUAUUAGUUUCAGAAAUUAUUCAGCUGGUUAUUCUCAAGCUGAGAGACCAUGGUGGACCUAUGUUAUUGCUUAUAUUAUUGUGCUAUCCCCAGCUGUUGGAAUUUUAUCCUUAUUCCCAUUAGUUGCAAUCCCUCUUGCUCAUAACCUUAUUACUUAUAUAUACGGUUUUGAAAAACCAGCUGGUGUUAGACUAGGCGAUUAUAUUAUAAAACUUAUUGUGGUUUUGCUGCCAUUACUAUUAGCAUUUGUUGAGUAUGAUUUGGUAAAAAAUAUUUAGGGAAGCAUUCUUUCUAUUGCAGGUGCUAUCACUAUUGUCUUGGUCUCUAUUGCCAUACCUAUCAUGUAUAUUGCUUCAAGAGAAAUGAUUGAUGUGCCUUCGAUUUAUGAUUUUAAGUAUUCCCCUAGGCUGGUCUCUAUAUUUGUUGUGGUAGUGCAUAUUGGAGUUUUAAUAUUCAAAGCUUAUUAUGCUAUUUUCCCUGAAGAGUAA
Blepharisma stoltei is the source of this 2004-nucleotide messenger RNA. Lineage: Eukaryota; Ciliophora; Heterotrichea; Heterotrichida; Blepharismidae. The record is from the annotation of a GenBank genome assembly.